GAGUAUUUUGAGUCCAGAGCAAGCCACCAAAAUUAGUCUCCGGUCAGCCAGACCUGACGAUUGUGGCGGAAUAAUGAAAUUACUUCGUGACUUCGCCGCAUGGGAGGACAGUCUGGAUAACCUAGAAAUAACAGAAGAAGACCUUCUUCGUGAUGGUUUCGGUGAUUUGCCAUUUUACCGAUGUGUGGUAGCCGAAGCACAGGGAAGGGAUGACAUGACGUCACUCGUAGCUUAUGGAAUGUACAACUUCAUCUACUGUGCUUGGAAAGGGAGGAUGGUUACAUUUGAAGAUAUCUAUGUUCACCAAGCCUAUCGAGGUUUCGGACUCGGUGCAAUAGUACUACAUCAAGUUAGUAAGCACGCAUACAACCUCGGUUGCCGUCGGGUAACCGGCUACGUAGACGACAACGACCCCAACCUACCCCGGUGGUACCAGGGAUAUGGCUUCGUUGAUUUCUCUCGUCAGUUCGACUACCAUAUCUACUCGCUCUCUGACGACCCCCUGGAAAAGUUUGUUCACAACCAUGACCCAUUUACGAAACCAAACAAUCUAGGGCUGGACAUCGAUUCCUUGUUAUGAAAUUAAAUAUUUAGAGACGGAUCCAGGUGGGGGCACAUCCUACCCACCCCCCCCCCCUCUCCCUUGAGAGCCCCAAUUAUACAUUUUCUAGUGGAAAAUGUCGUGCAAAAUUGAGAUUUUUUUUCAUCUCGAAAAGUUUUUUUGUUGCAUAAAUCACCAUCAUUCAGGAGUUAAGACCCUUAUCUUUUCUAUUAUUUUUCUUGCCCUGUUUUUUUUCUGAACAAAAAUACCCCCCCUGGAAAAUCAUGGAUCCGCCUCUAAAAUUAUUUAAGAGGAACUAAAUUAUAAAAGCGUCAUUUAUCUGGAUACAGACCUACAUUUACACCAAUGAAACCAACCCCUGAUUGACCAGACCUAUUACAUUAUUUCCAAGGACAAACCAUCGGUCAGUUUGGAGUCGGUUUCACGAGGGUAACUGUGAUAAAGAGCACAGAAAUAACAAGGUUAUUAGACAAGAAGAUGAAAAAAUACAAGACGAAAAUACGAAAUAAAACUAAUGGGUCUCGUCAUACUUUGUGGGGACGCAAAAUAAGAAGAAAAUCAUGAAAAUUUAUCGCAGUUCUUGUCAAUUCAAGACGACAGUCAGGAGAAGAGAAAUUAACAUAUACUUGGUUCCUUAUUAAGGAACCAAGAAUAUGUUGAUUUCUGUUAAGGAACCAAGAAUGUGCUAAUUUCUCUUAUCUUAUUUGUCAUCUUGAAUUGACAAGAAAUGGGAUUAAUUUUCAUGAACCUUAAUAUUAAUUGACUUGCCCAAUGAGCAAGGGUUUUAAUUAUUUCUGUUUUGUGAAGUCGUCCUUGGAAGAACAAUGAAGAUGGGUUUUUUUGUCCGUUCCAUUUCUGACUUCGUUGACUCAAUGAAAUCCAAAGUCUUGCCUUCUCGAAUUUUGACAAAAUCUUCAUUCUUCUUGUCUUUCAGUUGCCAGUCGAAAUCAUCAUGACACGCCCCAUAAUUUUGUUUAUAAGAUUUGUCUGUUAGCAAGUAUCGCAAGCUUUUGUUUGCCCUUUCAGUUUCGCGGGUCGAAGCAUAUAUUUCUACAGACUUGCUUGUGUUCAUAUUGUGAUCAGUAUAUUUUCCAUGCAGAAGUUAUUGUGAAUUAUCUUCAAACAUCAUUAUUUGAUUGGUAGAAAGUAAACGUGUUAAACUAAGUAUUAUAAAAAGAGUCUUUUGAAAAUUAUUUUUUUAAGACCACGAUUUGUAUAUUUGAAUUCUUAAAUGCAUACAUUUCUAUGUGGAUUGGUUGGACAGAAUCACAAAUAGAAAUACUUUAUUUUCAUGUUUUAUAUGUCUUCAUAAUUCAAUACAAACUGACAAUAUCAUGAAUAUGAGUGUGCGUGCAUUUUUUUUUUUUUUUUUUUUUUUGGGGGGGAGUCUUUGGAUUAUGAAUAUCCUUUCUCGUUCGGCAUCUUGCUAAUUUGUUUAUUCAUUAAAUUAAUCAAUUAUACAGCAUGCCUUUAAAUAUAGAUAUAUUAGUGUAACUAAUCAAAUAAUUGAUUGUUGUUUUAAUUUGUUUUGAUCCAACACUUCGACUCAUCUUCUGCUUAGUUAAGCCCUCAUCUAUUCAUAUUUUUUUGUUAAAUAGAUAAGUCAAAUAACUGAAUAAGAUCGU
Molecule: messenger RNA, 2187 nt
Organism: Lytechinus pictus (painted urchin)
Lineage: Eukaryota; Metazoa; Echinodermata; Echinoidea; Temnopleuroida; Toxopneustidae
Product: thialysine N-epsilon-acetyltransferase-like
Exons: 4
Coding region: 74-580 (168 amino acids)
Molecular function (GO): N-acetyltransferase activity
Source: RefSeq, a predicted model, not a curated record